Messenger RNA from Solanum lycopersicum (tomato), 1212 nucleotides. Its product is annotated as SEC14 cytosolic factor. Lineage: Eukaryota; Viridiplantae; Streptophyta; Magnoliopsida; Solanales; Solanaceae. The record is from RefSeq and is a predicted model, not a curated record.
AACAUUUUUACUAUUCCCCUUUGGUCAACUCCUUCAUCAUCAGCUUUUGUACCCUUUUGUCAUCUCCUCCUCAAAAUAACCAUUCUUUUUGAAUUGGCAAAGAAAAAGAAAAAGCAGACAACUAAGAAUGGAUACAAAUCAGGAAAUUGCAUUGACACAAAUGAGAAAAUCUGUUGAAAAGCUUGGAUCUUCUACUGAAAGUUAUGGAGAGAAGACAUUGAUGAGGUUCUUGAUUGCAAGAUCAAUGAACCCAGAGAAAGCUGCUAAGAUGUUUUGUCAGUGGAAAAAAUGGAGGGCUGAAAUGGUCCCACUUGGGUACAUUACUGAUUCUGAAGUUGCAGAUGAAUUAGCUGCUGAAAAAAUUUAUUUGCAGGGAUUAUCCAAGAAUGGCCACCCUGUUGUGAUGGUUAAAAGUAACAAACAUUUUCCUUCCAAGGAUCAAGUUCAAUUCAAGAAAUUUGUGGUUCAUCUACUAGACAAAACAAUUGCAAGUUCGUUCAAUGGUAGAGAAACAGGAAAUGAGAAACUUAUUGGAGUUGUUGAUCUCCAACAUAUUACCUAUAACAAUGCUGAUCUUCGUGGACUGAUCACUGGUUUUCAGUUUUUACAGGCGUACUACCCUGAGCGCUUAGCUGCUUGUUACCUUUUACACAUGCCACAAUUCUUUGUCACCGUAUGGAAAUUUGUUUGUCGCUUCCUUGAUAAAGCUACUCAGGAGAAGGUUAGGAUUGUUACAAGUGAAGAACAAAUGCAAGAGUUCAUCAGAGAGGUUGGCGAAGACGUCUUACCAGAGGAGUAUGGAGGGCGCGCUAAACUUGUACUUCUGCAGAAUGUUACUGUGAACUACUAACACAAAGUAGAAGAACAAAAAAAAUGUGAAAUAAGAUGAAAACGAAUACCUUCUUAGACAUACUAAUUACUCAUAACACAUAAAAUAUCACUCACGUUUGAGCUCAGCUGGCAAGUAAGCACUCCUACUUUGAGAGACAUUUCAACUUGGUCUCAAUUGGCAACUAAACACUCCAACUUGUCCCCACUGUCUCAUGGACACCCUACCUUGACGUGACAUAAAUUUUGGAAGUGUUUUAGAUAUUCAUUUUGUAAGUUGAAGCAUUCUUACAUUGCACUUCAGUUGAAAUCAAUUUCGAAUGUCUGUUUAUGUAUUAUGCAUACUAUUUAUGUUAUUAAAAAUAAUUACAUCUUUUUAACUUA